Molecule: messenger RNA, 1683 nt
Organism: Williopsis jadinii
Lineage: Eukaryota; Fungi; Ascomycota; Saccharomycetes; Phaffomycetales; Wickerhamomycetaceae
Gene: SIA1
Product: Sia1p
Exons: 2
Coding region: 1-1683 (560 amino acids)
Cellular component (GO): cytoplasm
Molecular function (GO): phosphoprotein phosphatase activity
Source: RefSeq, a predicted model, not a curated record
AUGGAGAACAACUGCCUAGCGAUGUUGCUCGUGUGUUUCCUUUCACUGGACCGGAGCACUUGUGGUCUGACGCCAACGGUUGAUGAGGUGUUGCGCUAUUCUCAGCCGGUGUUAGACAUACAUACGCAGAAUUUCUACAAUAAUAGGGUGGUACACGUUGAGAAGUACACUGGUGGACGUAUAUCUGGGCUCAAGAGGAUACGGUGUCAUUCGUGGUUUGGCAACUGUAAUCAGAUUGUGGAGAGAUCAGAAGAUGGGACCCAGGGCACUGACACGAUCACUUGGUAUAAGAUUGGAAGAGAGCUGUCGCUGGAUGGAUCGAGCUAUCUCGAUCACCAGGCGUGGUCUUCACACGACUAUCUCUACGUGACAUAUGCAGACACAGAGGGUGAUGCCGUUGUUGAUGUUGCUCUUGGAGAUCCACGCUCUCUUGAGCCGCCGCAGUACGUUGUUAAAGAGUUGACAAAGUCGAAGCUGGGGAAGGCCAAGUCGAGAUUCGACGUUUCAGGCCACUAUGAUCUCAAUGGCUGGACCCAGUUGAAGGAUGGCAUAUGGGUUAAAUACGGGCCCUUUGAGUCUCCAGAGGCUAUCACCGAUAUAACGUAUCUAUUUGGUGAAGAUGUGAUUGAACCAAGGCCACAGUGGAACUUGGUUGACGGUUCUUUGUCUAUCUACCCGCAUCAUCCCAUCAGACUGAGCUUUGCCAGAGGCGUACGGCGAAGAGAACUGCCAAAGUUGCGAUUGUCUAAGGAUAAGAUGUUUAAAGUGCUACAACUCUCUGAUUUACACUUCACGUCGGGUUUUGGAGUAUGUCUGGAUCAGAAGGAUGCAGUGGAUGAAUGCCAUGCGGAUGCAAAAUCUCUUGCCUUUAUACAUAGGGUCAUCGAUGAAGAGUCCCCCGAUCUCGUGGUCUAUACCGGCGACCUGAUCGAUGGAAGUCGAACAUUCGAUUAUCAGACAGCAUUUUUGAAGGCGCUAUCGCCUGUGAUUUCGAGGUCUAUACCAUUUGCAAUUGCCAUGGGAGAGCAUGAUACCAGUGUGUUUGCCAGCAGGGACGUCAUCGUUGAGUUCUUGACAACUUUGCCAUUUAGCAUAAUGCACAGGCAAACACAAGAGCAGUGGAUAGGCAAUAUCACCAACUAUGUCAUUCCGGUGAUGUCCGAUAUCGAUGAUUCUUUAGCCGUGUCUGCUAUCUACAUGCUUGAUCUGUUUGAAGCCAACUCGCCCGAGCCUCUGGAGAAAACAUUGCACAGGCUCUACAACUCACUGCCCAAUAAACCAUCAAUGUCACUGGAAUUCCAGCACUACCCAAUCGCAGAGUAUCGUCCAAGAGGAGCAUUUGCCCUUGUGGGACAAUACAACGAGAAAACUCGUUUGAAAAGCUCCAGAACAGAUAAGAACACCAGGAAAGUCCUGAGCGACAUAGGCGUCCAAUGCAUGUCAGUGGGGUCCGAGCAUACAAACGAAUGCUGUAUACGGAGCGAUGCACAACCAGACCAGCAUUUGAAAGAAUUAUGGAUGUGUUUUGGUCCAUCCGUUGGUGAAGGUGCAUACGGCUCCACAGCGAUGGACAGACGUGUACGGCUCUUCAAGCUCGAUUCCCAGAACAACCAAAUCACAACGUGGAAAAGACAUCGUGAUGAUCCAUCAGAGGUGUUUGAUUACCAGUUUAUUCAGAAAUGA